Messenger RNA from Alternaria postmessia, 495 nucleotides. RefSeq lists its product as uncharacterized. NCBI's taxonomy places the organism in Eukaryota, Fungi, Ascomycota, Dothideomycetes, Pleosporales, Pleosporaceae. The transcript has a single exon. Bases 1 to 495 code for a protein of 164 amino acids. The record is from RefSeq and is a predicted model, not a curated record.
AUGGCGGCAUCUUCUUCGCUCACGCUUUAUCGUCCAGGGCCAUCAAAUGCGCUGUCAACACGUUCAUACUCAACCUCGCUCAUCUCGUCGCGUCUGUUCAGCCAGCAGACUGGUACAGCAAUCGCGACUGAACUCCUCUAUCGUAUACUCAUCGACAUAAUCAACCGCUUCCUCUGUUCUUUCCAGCGCCUCGCUUCCCGUGGCAUCGACGAGGCCUCAUCCUGGAUGGAGCGCAAGCUGCAAGAGCGCCGCGACAACCUCAACGCUGCCAAGGCCAGUGCCAGAGAGGGUCUAAAGAUAGUUGAAGAGGUGGGCAAAUUAGUUGAAGACCGUGGCUUUCUAACUUGCCCAAUGACGGGUCAUGCCAUGGAUGCCACAGCAGAAGGCAAGAGGGAACUACCUGGGCCGCCACAGUGGAUCCGGGGAGUACUCGCUGGUAUCGAUGAAGGAAGGAUGGUAGAGAGAGACUUUUGGAUCCACACGCAUACCGGAUGA